GAUAAAAAAAAAAUAAUGGGGAAAGAACUGAUCAAAGAGGUCGUCUCUUAGCUACUAGUCAUCAAUCACCCUUUCUUAUUCUUAUUAUUCUUUUCUCUACUAAUUAAUAUAAUUUCAUCCUUACAUAUAUUUUCUUUUUAGUCCAACAAAAAUAAUGUUAGUUCUCAUUCACCUAACUUAUUAGAAUUUUAGUCUUGGAAGCAAAAAACUAGGAGAUCAAGAAAUUAAAACAAAAUAAUAAUGCAAGAAAGGAAUGAUGAUCAAAGCGAGUGCUCGAAAACGAAUCGUUGUGAUCAAGAAGGUGAGGAGGAACAAGACGAUGAAGAAGAGAGCGACGAAAAUGAUGAUGAAGGAACAUUUAACAUUAGCAAAAAUAAUGGAGGGUGUUCAAGUAAUAGCACGGUUGAAGAAACAAGUGAUGAGUUGAAGAAAUCGAGUUCGUCUACCGUUAGGCCUUAUGUUCGAUCUAAAACGCCUAGGCUUCGAUGGACACCCGAUCUCCACCUUCGAUUCAUCCACGCCGUUGAAAGGCUUGGUGGACAAGAUAAAGCAACACCUAAGUUAGUUCUUCAGCUUAUGAACAUCAAAGGACUAAGUAUAGCUCAUGUCAAGAGUCAUCUACAGAUGUAUAGGAGCAAAAAGGUUGAGGAUGAAAGUCAAGCAGGAUCAUGUGACCAAAGACAUCUUUUUGAAGUUGGAGAUUGCAACAUCUUCAAUCUUAGCCAGAUUCCUCUGCUACAAGGCUAUUGCCAAGCUUCAAGUUCCAGUUUCAGAAACGUAGACCCUACAAAGACUACACAUCAAAAUUGGAUGCAUGAUUUGUACACAAUAGACAUGGACUCCAGGGUGAAUAACAAUGUACGGGCAAGAUUUGGAAAUGAGCCAUAUCCUCGGCAAAUCAUUGAGCAAGCUCAUCAAGAGACAAGGCCAAUGCAUUACCGCGAUCAAACAAGGCAAAACCCGAGCACACGGCCAAUAACAAGGGAUAUAAGUCCAAGGGUGCUACACCCUCUACACCAAGAGAUACUAGAGGAGAAGUUCAUUAUUAUUAGUAGUAAAGAUAGUCUUCAAAAUCGAAUGUCGCUUAAGAGGAAAAGAGUAGAUUGGGAUGGUAAUAUUGACUUGGAUUUGUCACUAAAACCACCAAGAAGAGAAAGUGAAGCAAUUAUUCUUGAUGAUGAGGAAGUUGAUAAAAGUAUUAGCUUAUCUUUGUUGCUCCAUCACACGUCUUCAUCGUCCUCAUCGAAGCUCGAUAACAAGGUUAGGGAAGGAGGUGAUAGUAAUAAUAAGGAGGAAUGUUGUGCAAGAGGGACAAGUACCCUAGAUCUGACUUUGUGAAUGAGACAUUUUUAUUCUAAGUGAGAUCUUGAUAAGGUACUUGUUCUAGAGUUAUGCAUCAAUUUUCCUUCACUCAAAUGUCAUUGUUAGUAGUAACUAUCUUCAAAAAGGUAAUAACGACUUAUCACUUUUUGGGUGU
Messenger RNA from Chenopodium quinoa (quinoa), 1477 nucleotides. Its product is annotated as myb-related protein 1-like. The record is from RefSeq and is a predicted model, not a curated record. The transcript has 5 exons. NCBI's taxonomy places the organism in Eukaryota, Viridiplantae, Streptophyta, Magnoliopsida, Caryophyllales, Amaranthaceae. Gene Ontology annotation, molecular function: DNA-binding transcription factor activity; DNA binding. The coding region runs from base 241 to 1338 and encodes 365 amino acids.